Messenger RNA from Pan troglodytes (chimpanzee), 3777 nucleotides. RefSeq names its product bone morphogenetic protein 6 (gene BMP6). Gene Ontology annotation, molecular function: cytokine activity; growth factor activity. Bases 859 to 2397 code for a protein of 512 amino acids. Gene Ontology annotation, cellular component: extracellular region. NCBI's taxonomy places the organism in Eukaryota, Metazoa, Chordata, Mammalia, Primates, Hominidae. The transcript is spliced from 7 exons. The record is from RefSeq and is a predicted model, not a curated record. Gene Ontology annotation, biological process: BMP signaling pathway.
AGAAAGCCCACGUUGGCCGCUGCGGGGAGCGCGGCGUGGAGAGGCGGGAGACCGAAUUCCGGCGCCGCCGCCGCGGCCGCUGCUCGGUGCACUAGCCCCCUACCUUCCCAUCCUUUCUGCCAGCGGGUUUGCUGGGCAGCCGGGCGACCGCCGAACGGAAAGCAAGAUCCUCGCCGCCUCCGCUUGAGGAGGCGUGCGGCGCGCGGAGAUUUUGAGUGGGAGCGACGGUGCUCGAGAGCUCAGGGGCGCGGAGUUCGUGAGCGAGAAGGAAGUUAAACCUCGCGGAACAGACUGGCAUUUCGGGACGCCUUGUCGCCGCAGCCUGGGCCCUGCAACGGGGUAAACUUCAUGGUGGCCCUGCGAUCCGGGGAGGGGCGUGCGCCACGGUGAUGCCGGGCAUCUCCCGCAGCUCGUGAGCGGUCCCGCUCCCCGCUGCCCCGGGUCCCACUCAGUCGCCAGGGAGAGCGCGGGGCAGCGCACGUGUGCGGCCAGCGAGGCCCAGAGUGACCGCGCCGCGACUCGCAGGAGCCAGGGCCGCAGGCUGCAGCGCAGCCCGGACUCGGACGCACCUGGCCUGGACCGCGCGCCUCUAGAGAUCUGCGCGAGGCUGUGAGGCUCCGCUUCCUCCCCUCCAAGCGGUUCUCCUGGUGAUCGCCCCUUCGCCACCUCUCUAGCCUGGGCAACUGGGGGCGCCCCGGACGACCAUGAGAGAUAAGGACUGAGGGCCAGGAAGGGGAAGCGAGCCCGCCGAGAGGUGGCGGGGACUGCUCACGCCAAGGGCCACAGCGGCCGCGCUCCGGCCUCGCUCCGCCGCUCCACGCCUCGCGGGAUCCGCGGGGGCAGCCCGGCCGGGCGGGGAUGCCGGGGCUGGGGCGGAGGGCGCAGUGGCUGUGCUGGUGGUGGGGGCUGCUGUGCAGCUGCUGCGGGCCCCCGCCGCUGCGGCCGCCCUUGCCCGCUGCCGCGGCCGCCGCCGCCGGGGGGCAGCUGCUGGGGGACGGCGGGAGCCCCGGCCGCACGGAGCAGCCGCCGCCGUCGCCGCAGUCCUCCUCGGGCUUCCUGUACCGGCGACUCAAGACGCAGGAGAAGCGGGAGAUGCAGAAAGAGAUCUUGUCGGUGCUGGGGCUCCCGCACCGGCCCCGGCCCCUGCACGGCCUCCAACAGCCGCAGCCCCCGGCGCUCCGGCAGCAGGAGGAGCAGCAGCAGCAGCAGCUGCCUCGCGGAGAGCCCCCUCCCGGGCGACUGAAGUCCGCGCCCCUCUUCAUGCUGGAUCUGUACAACGCCCUGUCCGCCGACAACGACGAGGACGGGGCGUCGGAGGGGGAGAGGCAGCAGUCCUGGCCCCACGAAGCAGCCAGCUCGUCCCAGCGUCGGCAGCCGCCCCCGGGCGCCGCGCACCCGCUCAACCGCAAGAGCCUUCUGGCCCCCGGAUCUGGCAGCGGCGGCGCGUCCCCACUGACCAGCGCGCAGGACAGCGCCUUCCUCAACGACGCGGACAUGGUCAUGAGCUUUGUGAACCUGGUGGAGUACGACAAGGAGUUCUCCCCUCGUCAGCGACACCACAAAGAGUUCAAGUUCAACUUAUCCCAGAUUCCUGAGGGUGAGGCGGUGACGGCUGCAGAAUUCCGCAUCUACAAGGACUGUGUUAUGGGGAGUUUUAAAAACCAAACUUUUCUUAUCAGCAUUUAUCAAGUCUUACAGGAGCAUCAGCACAGAGACCCUGACCUGUUUUUGUUGGACACCCGUGUAGUAUGGGCCUCAGAAGAAGGCUGGCUGGAAUUUGACAUCACGGCCACUAGCAAUCUGUGGGUUGUGACUCCACAGCAUAACAUGGGGCUUCAGCUGAGCGUGGUGACAAGGGAUGGAGUCCACGUUCACCCCCGAGCCGCAGGCCUGGUGGGCAGAGACGGCCCUUACGACAAGCAGCCCUUCAUGGUGGCUUUCUUCAAAGUGAGUGAGGUCCACGUGCGCACCACCAGGUCAGCCUCCAGCCGGCGCCGACAACAGAGUCGUAAUCGCUCUACCCAGUCCCAGGACGUGGCGCGGGUCUCCAGUGCUUCAGAUUACAACAGCAGUGAAUUGAAAACAGCCUGCAGGAAGCAUGAGCUGUAUGUGAGUUUCCAAGACCUGGGAUGGCAGGACUGGAUCAUUGCACCCAAGGGCUAUGCUGCCAAUUACUGUGAUGGAGAAUGCUCCUUCCCACUCAACGCACACAUGAAUGCAACCAACCACGCGAUUGUGCAGACCUUGGUUCACCUUAUGAACCCCGAGUAUGUCCCCAAACCGUGCUGUGCGCCAACUAAGCUAAAUGCCAUCUCGGUUCUUUACUUUGAUGACAACUCCAAUGUCAUUCUGAAAAAAUACAGGAAUAUGGUUGUAAGAGCUUGUGGAUGCCACUAACUCGAAACCAGAUGCUGGGGACACACAUUCUGCCUUGGAUUCCUAGAUUACAUCUGCCUUAAAAAACACGGAAGCACAGUUGGAGGUGGGACGAUGAGACUUUGAAACUAUCUCAUGCCAGUGCCUUAUUACCCAAGAAGAUUUUAAAGGACCUCAUUAAUAAUUUGCUCACUUGGUAAAUGACGUGAGUAGUUGUUGGUCUGUAGCAAGCUGAGUUUGGAUGUCUGUAGCAUAAGGUCUGGUAACUGCAGAAACAUAACCGUGAAGCUCUUCCUACCCUCCUCCCCCAAAAACCCACCAAAAUUAGUUUUAGCUGUAGAUCAAGCUAUUUGGGGUGUUUGUUAGUAAAUAGGGAAAAUAAUCUCAAAGGAGUUAAAUGUAUUCUUGGCUAAAGGGUCAGCUGGUUCAGUACUGUCUAUCAAAGGUAGAUUUUACAGAGAACAGAAAUCGGGGAAGUGGGAGGAACGCCUCUGUGUUCAGGUUUCAUUCCCAGAAGUCCACAGGACGCACAGCCCAGGCCACAGCCAGGGCUCCAUGGGGCGCCUUUGUCUCAGUCAUUGCUGUUGUAUGUUCGUGCUGGAGUUUUGUUGGUGUGAAAAUACACUUAUUUCAGCCAAAACAUACCAUUUCUACACCUCAAUACUCCAUUUGCUGUACUCUUUGCUAGUACCAAAAGUAGACUGAUUAUACUGAGGUGAGGCUACAAGGGGUGUGGUAACCGUGUAACACGUGAAGGCAAUGCUCACCUCUUCUUUACCAGAACGGUUCUUUGACCAGCACAUUAACUUCUGGACUGCCGGCUCUAGUAUCUAUUUCAGUAAAGUGGUUCUCUGCCUUUUUACUAUACAGCAUACCACGCCACAGGGUUAGAACCAACAAAGAAAAUAAAAUGAGGGUGCCCAGCUUAUAAGAAUGGUGUUAGGGGGAUGAGCAUGCUGUUUAUGAACGGAAAUCAUGAUUUCCCUUGUACAAAGUGAGGCUCAGAUUAAAUUUUAGAAUAUUUUCUAAAUGUCUUUUUCACAAUCAUGUACUGGGAAGGCAAUUUCAUACUAAACUGAUUAAAUAAUACAUUUACAAUCUACAACUGUUUGCACUUACAGCUUUUUUUGUAAAUAUAAACUAUAAUUUAUUGCCUAUUUUAUAUCUGUUUUGCUGUAACAUUGAAGGAAAGACCAGACUUUAAAAAAAAAAAGAGUUUAUUUAGAAAGUAUCAUAGUGUAAACAAACAAAUUGUACCACUUUGAUGUUCUUGGAAUACAAGACUCGUGAUGCAAAGCUGAAGCCACUCUUGACAGUUGUGCUUCUCUAGGAGGUUGGGUUUUUUUAAAAAAAGAAUUAUCUGUGAACCAUACGUGAUUAAUAAAGAUUUCCUUUAAGGCA